GGUGAUUGUUUGAUUUAAUAAACAGCCGUGGCAAAGCAUUGAUUUGAAAGAUUCUGAGAGUGACAGCCGGUUCUCUAGGUGUCUGUUCCACAUAUGUGGAAUCUAAAUGAAUCAGUGCUUCUUUAGGUCAACUAUCCUUGUGUUUGCUGUGAAUGGUUGUUCAAACAAUCUGUGACGCCUGACAGACAUUUUAAAAAAUUUAAUAAUUUCUCUGAAAUGCACAGUGGAACCAGUCGGACACGUCUGACUUCCCCUCUACACCCUUGCACAGGUGUGAGUCCCGCCCUCGUCCUCCCCUGGUCCUCAGGUGACAGCGAAUGAGGUUAAGGGCACACCUAACUAUCUCACAAAACAGCAUUGUCUCGGCCUCUUUUCAGAUCUCAUCACCCCAGCAAUCUGAGGAUCACAUUUUAUUCACACACACAGGCACAACACAUAAAAAAGGGGUAAUCAAAAUGCCUGCCUGCCUCUGUGGCACAUGGGACAUCGUGAGCAAUGUCAACAUGGAGGGUUAUAUGAUUGCACUGGGCAUCAGCCCUUGUUUACGAAAGGUCGCUCUGAAACUGAAACUAAGGAAGGUGAUCGAGCUGCAGGGGGACCAGCUCAUCAUCAAGACACUCAGCAUCCUCCGAAACUACACCCUCUCCUUCAGAGUGGGCCAGGAGUUUGAGGAGUUCACCCAGGGACUCGACAAAAGACAUGUCAAGUCACUGGUGACGUGGGAGGGGAAUAAACUGGCGUGUGAACAGGUUGGAGAGAAGAAGAGCCGGGGUUGGACUCACUGGAUCGAAGACAACAAGCUGCAUCUUGAGUUGCACUGCGAAGGACAAGUCUGCAAGCAGGUUUUUAAGAAGAAUGUGCCUGAGUGAAGAAGAAUGAAAGUUGUAUUCGGUGAGGAAUGACACUGUGUGUUAGAUCCGCCGAUUUAAACUGUGAACAGUAAAACAACCAUGAAGGUGUGGUGUGGUAUCUUCUCUGUAAUGGGGUCUGGAUUUACACCAGUAGAUGGCGUCCCUGGAUUACUUUUGUCAGAUACUGGUGUGUUACUUGCUGGUGCUGGCCUUAAGUAAAUAAUUUAGAUCAUCAGACAUGUUAAAAAAGCUUGUCCAGGCAGGCACUGUUAUGUACUACCUUUUUAUCUCUCAGAAAUAUUCCAUUUGAUCAAAUACGACAAAUGUGAGGCACACAUUCUUUGCGGGGGCUGAAGCUACAGAUACACUGUAUCAGUUUGUCAUUUUGUUGAGCUUUUUGUAAAUAAAGACAUAGCAGAUUCAUGCUAAUACACUUAUACUCAAUGUGCAGCAAAUAAGUGAGGUGCAGAGUGUUUGUAUUUAAAUUUUGUGUAAUAAAGUGGGUUUGAAAGAAA
Molecule: messenger RNA, 1366 nt
Organism: Scophthalmus maximus (turbot)
Lineage: Eukaryota; Metazoa; Chordata; Actinopteri; Pleuronectiformes; Scophthalmidae
Gene: rbp7a
Product: retinol binding protein 7a, cellular
Exons: 4
Coding region: 318-869 (183 amino acids)
Biological process (GO): fatty acid transport
Cellular component (GO): nucleus; cytosol
Molecular function (GO): fatty acid binding
Source: RefSeq, a predicted model, not a curated record